Enterospora canceri is the source of this 1413-nucleotide messenger RNA. The record is from the annotation of a GenBank genome assembly. NCBI's taxonomy places the organism in Eukaryota, Fungi, Microsporidia, Enterocytozoonidae.
AUGGGCGAAUUAGCCAAAAUGGGCGAAUUGGAGGACGAUGCCCUGAGACGCAUCUUCCGAGGCAGCCACCAGUCAGAGACAGAGAGCACCUCACUCAUCAACAGGGCUGAAUUCAGCCAACUCAGGCAGUUUGCUGAUCAGACCCAAUCACCCAAAUCAGCCAGUCUCCUCUACUCUGAUCGAAAUGAGAUCAAUGAAAGACUUCUUCAGAAAUUGGAGUAUUCGAGUGGAAUGAGGGUGACACUUGGCCACGAGGCAGUGAAUGGGCUGAUUCUGCUCUGGAAGAAGAACAGGGAUGGCUUCCGAGGCGGANCCAAAAUGGGCGAAUUGGAGGACGAUGCCCUGAGACGCAUCUUCCGAGGCAGCCACCAGUCAGAGACAGAGAGCACCUCACUCAUCAACAGGGCUGAAUUCAGCCAACUCAGGCAGUUUGCUGAUCAGACCCAAUCACCCAAAUCAGCCAGUCUCCUCUACUCUGAUCGAAAUGAGAUCAAUGAAAGACUUCUUCAGAAAUUGGAGUAUUCGAGUGGAAUGAGGGUGACACUUGGCCACGAGGCAGUGAAUGGGCUGAUUCUGCUCUGGAAGAAGAACAGGGAUGGCUUCCGAGGCGGAACAAGGCGGAUCAUCGAGCAGAUGGAAAUGUUUGGGAUACGUGGCCCAGUUGAGCUCGACUUGGACUGCUUCUACUGCGAGCGGGAGAGCAGCUACUCGAAUGGGCUCCAAUCGAUCAUAAACGAGGCAAAGCGGAAGUUUGUGAUUCUGUUCAAGCACAGCAGCAAGCGAGACGUGCUUGGGAUGCUCCAUGUCCGGGGCGAAGGCAGGCAACUUGACGACGGCUGCUACUCGAGCGACUUCGACUGCUACGACGGGACUGUCCUGAGCAGCCUCAAGGCCAUCAAGAAGUCCCUGGUUUCUGAUUUGGAGUUUCUCGAGUCCCAGGGCGUAACAAGUCGAUCUUGCGAAUACGCCGAAAUGCUUGAGAUGAUUGCGAGGGCGAUUCUCAAGCCAGAAAACAGGGAUCUCGAGCUGAACGACGAGACGGCUGAAAUGGUCUACCAAAGGGGGGAGCUGAUGAGUGGAACGGCCAGUCGCCUCGAGGGCUACUACGCCUCGUUUGUGUCGAAAUGCAGCAGAAGAAGCAACAGGGUUGUUUCGCUGAAGAAUGCGGUGGUGGCUGAGAGUGGCCGCCUUGGAACUGAGAAUGCGACUGUCUCGAUCAGGGAGGUGGAGCCGCUCCUCUUCCGUGCGACUGUUCAGAUCGGUGCUGCCACCCUUGUGACUGGCUCAUUCCGCCUGACUGAUCUGCUUGGUGAAAUUGAGGAUGGAAGCAGAACACUGUCACUGGAGAACACGGUGAAACUGGAUGCAUUGGCACUGCUUGCUGCCAUCAACGCCAAUUACGUCAGUCUGUGA